CAUUGAUGCAUCUGAGAGCUAUAUUACAAAUUGUGGUUGCAAUUUCACUAUUACUGAGCUAUGCCAAAAUUGAAGCAAGACAAAGACUAUCUAAGGUUGAAGAUUUGGAAUUGGAGAGGCAAUUGAAGCUUAUAAAUAAACCAACUAUCAAGACGAUUAAGGGAAAAUAUGGAGAAAUAUAUGAUUGUGUAGACUUUUACAAACAACCUGCAUUCGACCAUCCUCUAUUGAAGAAUCACAAUUUUCAUCCCGAGAUGAAACCUACCUUGCCCAAUUUACAAGGAGAUGACACUUCAUCAAACAUUAACAAACCUUUUAACAUAGGGUUAAAAGGCGGAGGUUGUCCUACUGGAACAGUUCCUAUCAGAAGAAUUACUAAAGACGAUCUAAUACGACAAAGACUCUUAUCACAAAUUAGAGGCGAAGAUGAGUCCCCUAAUGGUGAUGGUAUAGAAUCCAGUGUUUUAGAUCGAAACAACUCAAGUACACCUUUUAAAGGAGGACGCAAGUUUGCAACAGUGCAAAUCCCAUACAACUCAACAAACAAAAUAACAGGAGCUGGGGCAAUUAUUAGCUUACAUAAUCCUCAAAAUCUUAGUGGACAUCAAUUUAGUGCUGGUCGUAUUAAGGUUCAAAAUGGGAUCGAAAGCAUACAAGUCGGUUGGAUAACAGAAAAAUUAGCUUGUUUUAAUACUCGAUGUCCUGGAUUUAUUCAUAUAAACACUGCAAUACCUUUAGAUGGAGAUCUUCCUGGCUCUACUUAUGGUGGACCUAUUUAUGAUGUACCAAUGUACAUUGCUCGUGACAUUUCAAAUGGAAAUUGGUGGUUUAAAUUUGGACCAAACUAUACAUCAGUUGGAUUUUGGCCAUCAAAGAUAUUUACAAAGUUAAAUGAAUUUGCAACAAGUGUUGAAUAUGGAGGAAUCGUAUAUAGUCCACCAGGUGUACCAGAACCUUCUAUGGGCGGUGGCUAUUUUCCAGUUGGAGACUUGAAAAAAGAUGGAUAUUGUAAGAAUAGUACCUACUUAACAGAUAAAAAUGAAACUAAAUCUUUAGAUGAUAUUGAAGUUAAAUUAUAUGCAAAUAGUCCAAAUUUGUAUAGAGUUACUGAUUAUCCAAACUCUGGGGUUGAAUCUGGUAAUUUAGUCCUAUAUGGAGGACCAGGUGAACAUAUAUAA
Molecule: messenger RNA, 1178 nt
Organism: Solanum stenotomum
Lineage: Eukaryota; Viridiplantae; Streptophyta; Magnoliopsida; Solanales; Solanaceae
Exons: 7
Coding region: 6-1178 (390 amino acids)
Source: RefSeq, a predicted model, not a curated record